AUGAAGGAGAGAACAUUGUAUUGUGGUACCUGUCUGGUUGCUGGCACUGCUGCUGCUUGCCUGCUCAUGGAGUUAGGGCUAGCGGAAAUGGGGACGGGGGCUGGGAGGCACACCAUUAUUCUGAUGCAACCAUCCCAAAACAGGAGCUCCAGGACGUUCAUGGAUUAUAAUUCAAUUAACCAUGCAUUGGAUGGAAUCUGUGGUCUCUAUGAAAGGAAAAUCAGGGAUAUCAACCCAAUGAUCCCGAACAUAACCUAUGACAUCACCGACCUGUACAACUUCAUCGACGGCCUAGCUGACAUCAGUGCGCUAGUAUAUGAUCAUGAAAUCCAUGCGUUUCUGCCAUAUGACCGGCAGUGGAUAAAGCAGAAGCUGUUUCAGCACCUUAAGAAGCUGGCUCAAAGAUAG
Messenger RNA from Triticum turgidum subsp. durum (durum wheat), 408 nucleotides. Lineage: Eukaryota; Viridiplantae; Streptophyta; Magnoliopsida; Poales; Poaceae. The record is from the annotation of a GenBank genome assembly.